Molecule: messenger RNA, 2468 nt
Organism: Panicum hallii
Lineage: Eukaryota; Viridiplantae; Streptophyta; Magnoliopsida; Poales; Poaceae
Exons: 4
Coding region: 121-2271 (716 amino acids)
Molecular function (GO): DNA binding
Source: RefSeq, a predicted model, not a curated record
CGCGGCCAAGUCGAUCACGAGCUCACCCAUACCUAACAUCACAGAACCCCCUUUUCUCCUCGCACGCCGCGUUCCCCUCCUGCUUUCCCUCUUGCACACCGGCACCAUCUGCUGCCGGCGAUGGACCUUGACGACCCCACUGGUGGGAGCACGGAGGUCCAGCCCCCUCCGCCGUCGGCCGACUACGUAGAGAUGGUGGACCUUCUCGUUUCACCCCCGUCGCCGACAUGGGCCCAGCUGCUGCCACCGUCGACCGUGCUUUACGAUCCUCUUCCUUGGUCGCCGAGCUCCUCCCCGAUAUUUUCUCCUCCGCGGUACCUGGAGGACGACAGCGAAAUGAUACCAGCAUCGGAUUCCUUCCAGUUGUUCCAGUCAUGGUCACCGAUGGGGGCGGUCGACAUGCUGUGGACCUUCGAUGGUGCGCAUAUCCCGUAUCCUGGGAUGAGCUCCGGUGCUCCAAAUUUCAACCUUGUCGCUGCAGCACCGCUGGCACCACAAUUCAACGUCGCCGUGGUGACAGAGUCCGUAUCAGGACCUGCAAUUCGAAGGAGCCAUCGAGGGUUUCGCAUAUUGAACUACGUACUUCGCUGGAUUUUCUAUACAAAGCUCAUCGUCACAAGGUCUCGGAGUAUAGCUUCCCUGAGUGAUGAGAUCGAGACAAUGCGUUGUUACCUGAUGGCCCCUGAGAGAUCUGAGUACAUGGUAAUUACCUUGGUGAACCAGUUCCUAGAGGUGGUUGACUGCCUCAUGGAUUUGUUGGCCAUGAGAUGGUCAGUACCUAGAAAAGCCAAGCAGAUCGAGGAGGUCACAGCCAAAGUCGAGGAUAUCAGCCGAAGGAUUGUGCUCUAUCACCCCCCCAUCGAGGCAGCUGGCCGUCCCAGGAUGCUUGGUGCAGGAACAUUGUACACCGCCGCCCAUUUUGACUAUAUUUCAGCUUUGAUGAAAAAGGUUUUUUGCCAUUUAAAGGUGGUCGGCGAUGCAGGUUUGAGGAUUUGCUCUCAAGGCCAUGCGCUUUUUUGUGAGAACCAUGAGCAGAAUAACAGUACAUGUGCCCGAAAUUCUGAAGGUUCCUACUGUUCAUCGCCCCAGAACAAUACCACUGGAGGCUGUAGAGUUCAACAACAUGAGAAAGGGAGGAAGGGAGUUUCAGUGAAGCAGCGUUCAAAUGCUGGUUCAGUAGUUAGGUUGCACUUCAGCAAGAAUUUUUCCAAUGAUUCUUGCACCGCAAGUGCUCCCUCCACUUAUGGCACGUCUCACCUUUCAAGGCGUCUUGAGAAUGUUCAUCAGAUGGACCUAUCAGGCCACCCAGAAGAGCUGACCAGAGAAAUUGCUGAGAAUGCCACGCCUUUGACUAAAAAUGAUAAGAGUGUGGUUGACAAUGAGCUUGGUGAAAUAUCAACAAAGCGCAACAAGUACACUUCAGGGUCUAAAUCAGAAGUUUGGCUCCAUUUCGAAAAAUUGGUGGCCGUUGAAGAUUCUGGCGUUAAGGCAAAGUGCAUAUACUGUGACAAGGUGUUGAAAGCUGAUUCAAGAAGAAAUGGUACUUCUCGCCUGCGGAGGCAUAUUACAGAUUUUCACAAGAUAAAGUUAGCCAGAUCAAUCGUAAUCAAGAAGAGACAAUCAAAAAAGAAAAAACAAGUAGCCAGCACCCACAGCCAAGCCAAAGACCAAGCUUCUCUUGAUUGCCAUCAUUUCAACAGUAUCGUAAGAGCUGCCUCCGCUAAUGGUCGUCCUCACCAGGGACUACAGUUCACAGAAAUAGCAGAGAAUCCCAUGCCUUCCACUGAAAAGAAGAGUGCGGAAGUUGAACCAGGUAAUAAAUCAAGAAAGCACACGGAGUGUACUUCGUGGUCAAGAUCAAAAGUUUGGCUUCAUUUCUCAAGAGUGGUGAACAUUGAUGAUUCUUGCGUCAUUAAGGCAAUGUGCAGACAUUGUGGCAAGCUAUUGAGAGCUGAUUCAAAAAUAAAUGGCACUUCUCGCCUGCGGAGGCACAUUAUCGGUUGUCACAAGAUAGAGUUAGGCGGAUCAGCGAAAACUACAGGAAGUUAUGGGAACGAUUCAACCGUCAACCAAGAAUUGACCAGCAUCGACAACCAAGCCGAAGAUCACGCUGCUGCUGAAUGCCGAGGAAUCGAGCAUGACAAAGUGCCUAGGGAGAUAAUCGUCCUGGAUUAUCAAAACUCAGGUUCGACGAUCUCUGCAGAGCUGGCUCCUCUUGUCAUCCCUCAUGGGCGGCACCCUGCUUCGUUGUCUUUUGUUCCAGGAGCUUAAUUUGUGGUCUACUGUUUAGCUGAAUAUUUUCUUUGUGCUCUGCAGCCUCCUUGUAGCCAGUAGUUGCAUGUUUAAUUCUUCUGUACCAGAUUUAAUCAAGAGUAUUUCUGCCAUAACAACUCCUUGGACCCAUGUUUUGUACACAACGUUGUAUUCUGCUCCAGGUUCUAUUUCACUUAUGCCCUCUUACUGUUUCA